AUGCCGCAAUUCAUCUUAUACCUUAGAUUGUCUUUUGCCUCCAUCACGGCAGUUUACAUUUCUCAAACCCUCAUCAUUGCUCUCCGGUGCAUCCCUCUGGCUGCUUUGUGGGGUGCUGUGGAAGGAAAAUGUAUGGGCUCCAAGAUUGUCUUCAUUUCGACGGGUGCUCUUACGAUUGCCUGCGACUCGUUGAUUUUUCUAUUACCAGUGAAGAUCGUUAUGUCUUUGCAGGCAAAGCUGGCUAGGAAAUUUGCAUUAUUGGGGAUUUUAUGUUUUGGCGUUUUCACAUCAAUUCUGCGAAUGAUAUCCAUGAUUGUCUCUGUCGAGCAUGAGGACGAUGCAACUUGGUAUUUUUCACCCGUCAUUGCUUGGACCGGUGCUGAGAUCAGUGCCGCUAUAAUCGCCCUUUCCCUCCCUGCCCUUCGAGCUGUAUUUGGAUUCUUGAAGGAACAUCGCUUGAAAAGAGACCAAAGUUACUCUAAUGGCCCGGGGAGUAUUGGUCUUAAUUCAGUCUCUCGAAAGAAACCACGAAUCUUUCAUGGAUCCACCCCUUACGAAAAUACAACCGAGAUUGAUUGCGCAAGAAGCCCCAGUCAGGAGGGUCUCUGGGACCGGGAAAGCGAUCAGAAGAUUCGAGUCACGGAUACUGUAGAUGUGAAAGUUCGUGGGUAG
Messenger RNA from Penicillium daleae, 672 nucleotides. RefSeq lists its product as uncharacterized. Bases 1 to 672 code for a protein of 223 amino acids. The record is from RefSeq and is a predicted model, not a curated record. NCBI's taxonomy places the organism in Eukaryota, Fungi, Ascomycota, Eurotiomycetes, Eurotiales, Aspergillaceae. The transcript has 2 exons.